Messenger RNA from Cyclocybe aegerita, 639 nucleotides. Lineage: Eukaryota; Fungi; Basidiomycota; Agaricomycetes; Agaricales; Hemipholiotaceae. The record is from the annotation of a GenBank genome assembly.
AUGACCGAGAAGAAGACCACAGUCACUCCCAUUGGACCAUCACAGGUUCUAGUGUCUCGCAUUACCCAUCUCCAGAACUUGCUCCAGAAUCUUCCUGAACAACUGCCACUUAAUCUGCUUAAUUCAUCAUACAACUUCUUUCUCGAUGAAGAGAGCCUUGCCGAGCGUGGUCCCUUUGGCACUCUCUCACACAUCCUCAAAGUCUGCUUUAGAACAUAUGAAAACCCACAAAUCCGCUUUUCUGAGCAUGGCCAUUGUCUCAAUGACCUUAUCUCAACCAUAAAAGCUGCAGUCAAGACCAUGUCUGACUCCAACCAUGAAGCAUUCCAUCAUAAGCACAAGGAGUUGGAGGUGACAACACAGCCAGCUCCUCCAGCCCCUUCCACCUUCCAUCUGCCUGCGACCACAAUCAUUGAGAAACAGCAGAGCACGGUCAUUGAGAUUACUAGUGAUUCUGACUCAGAGUCUCAGCCAGUGCCAAAAUGUCCUCGGCAAUCAACCAGGAAUAACAAUGUCAUUAUCAUCAGUGGGACUUCUGCCUUGGCUUCAGAAAUUAAGCCUCCAUUGAAGCAGGGAUUGUUGAAUGAAGUAUGGAAGAAGCGAAGUGAGUAUACAAAGGAGGAACUUGCUCAGGCUUGA